This is a messenger RNA of Astrephomene gubernaculifera, 3574 nucleotides long. The record is from the annotation of a GenBank genome assembly. NCBI's taxonomy places the organism in Eukaryota, Viridiplantae, Chlorophyta, Chlorophyceae, Chlamydomonadales, Astrephomenaceae.
UAUCGUCUGAUUGUCAGCGUAGCAGCAUAUUAUACAUAUUGCAGCUAGGCUUUCUCGGAUAACGCUUGCUGCUUGCACGCACAGCUGGGGACUGGCCGCCAAAUGGAGGGAAAGCAGGGUGUUGAUGUGUUCUUUCAGCCCCCUAAAUCCUUCCUCAGCGUAUUGGAGGAGGAUAAGGACCUGAGUGUUCCUGCCUCCACCAAGCUGGGAUGUACGCUCGGUCCUGAGACUCGCAGUGUUGAAGCCCUAGAGCAGCUGCUGCGGGCUGGAAUGACGUUGGCUCGCUUUGACUUCAGCUGGGGAACCAUGGAAUAUCACCAAGAGACCCUGGACAACUUGCGCAUUGCCAUGCGCAACACAAAGCGCCUGUGCUGCACAAUGCUGGACACGAUGGGACCCGAAAUCACAGUUCUAAACAGGCCCAGCGGCCUCAUCCGCCUCACCGCCGGCCAAACGCUCACCCUCACCUGCGACAGGUCCGUGCAGUCCUCCUCCUCCGUGCUCGCCAUCUCCUACCCCUCCCUGGCCGGCACCGGACUAGCCCCCGGCAGCAAGGUGUUCGUGGGACAGUACCUAUUCACGGGCUCCGAAACCUCCUCCGUCUACCUGACCGUACAAGAGGUCCGCGGCAACGAGGCGGUCUGCACCAUCAACAACAGCUGCGAGCUGGAGGGGCUGGCGCUCACGGUCCACAUGGCGCUCAUGCGCAACGAGGCGCCCAUCCUGAGCGAGGCCGACGUGACCGCCAUCAGCCAGUGGGGCGCAGCCAACAGGGUGGACUUCCUGUCCGUCUCCUUCGCGAGGAGCGCGGGGGACAUCGCAACCGUACGGCAGCUGCUGGACAGCAUCGGUAUGUCCCAGACCCGCAUCGUUGCCAAGAUUGAGAACCUGGCCGGUCUGCUGGCGGCGGGUGAGAUCAUCGAGGCGGCGGACGCGGUGCUCAUGUCUCGGGGCAACCUGGGCAUCUGCCUGGACCCGGAGAAGAUGUUUGUCGCCCAGAAGAAGCUGCUUCGCGCCUGCAACCUGGCGGGCAAGCCGGUGCUGGUGACCCGCGUGGUGGACACCAUGACGGAGGCCCCCCGCCCCACCCGCGCUGAGGCCACCGACGUGGCCAACCUCAUCCUGGACGGUGCGGACGGCAUCCUGCUGGGGUCUGAGACCUUCAGGGGCAAGUACCCGGUGGCGGCGGUGCGGACCGUGCUGGCCAUAUGCAAGCAGGCUGAGCGCUGCUUCGACAACGAGUCCUACUAUCGCUCCUUGAUGGACCACUUCGGCUGCUUCACGCUACACCCCGUCAACCUGUCCAAGCGCGAGGCGCUGGCCAGCAGUGCGGUGCGCGCGGCCGCCAAGAUUGACGCCUCGCUCAUUAUCGUGUUCACGGUAACCGGGCAGACGGCGCGGCUGGUGGCAAAGUACAAGCCGGCGUGUCCCAUCCUGACGGUGGUGUGCACCGACCCGCAGUCCGCGCUGGCCCAUAACAACGACCGCUACUGCACCCUGGUCGCCCGCACCAGCACCAGCGGGCAGGAGGAGCUGCGGGCGGCACUCAGCACCGCUCAGGCAGCAGCUGCAGCCACAGCAGCUUCAGCAGCUGCCGCUGCUGCUGCUGCUGCUGCCGCCGCGGCUCAGGAAGCAGCCUCCCCGAUCGUGUGCCCCGACCUCAAGUCCGACGGUCUGCGCUGGAGCCUGCUGGGUGAGGUGCAGGCGCGGCAGUGCCUGCUGUACCGCGGAGUGCUGCCGGUGAUGGCGGACCCGCACUUCGCACUGCCGGGGGGGGCCAUCCUGGACUACGCGAUCGCAUACGCCCGCCACGUGGGUCUUGUCCGCACCGGUGACCGUGUUGUGGUGUCUCAGUGCCCCCGCACGGGGUACAGCGAGGUGAUGGAGGAGGCGGGCGUGGUGAAGCUGAUCACAGUGGACGACCACGAGGUGGCGAGCCGAGUGGAUAUCAGCCAUCCGCUGUACGUGAUCGGCUCCAUGGACCCGGAGGGGGCGAGGCGGGAGCAGGAUUGAGGAGUGAGGAGGGGGAGGGCAGGUGUUAUUAAGGGAGCAGGAGUGGGGCACUGCAUGAGGGAGGGAGGGAGGGAGAAGCAAAGAAGAAGUACCAUGCAUGUGGGGGAGAGGGACGCAGGGAUGUGUUGUUGUUCAGGUGUUGAUGGCAUCUGCGGUUGCGCGGUUGUUAGUAGUUGUUAGUUAUGUUGCAAAAAUAGCUCUGCAUGAUGGAGAGGGGGGCGCUGCGGAGGCGCCUGGAGGGAGCCGGUGCGGGUGCCUGGGAGGCGGUGGGGUCCCUAGCAGCUGGUGGCUGCGUGUGGGGGGCGUGGCGCGUGUGUGGGUAGUUGGUGGUUGUGUUCGUGUGUGUGGGGAGUGGGUUGUGGCGGUUAGGGCAAAGGACUCGUGCGAGCGUUGCUUGAAGGCUGCUGCAUGCUUGCGUGGGGCUCUGUUGGGGCUAAGCAGGGGGCUCGUGCCGUUGUGGGCCAUAUCGGAUGUGGGCUGGUUGCGUUUCCGGUUUUUCGUUGACCUCGAAUAAGAGCGAUGUGAGGGCGAAGAAGUGGCGGCUGCAGUUGUGGCAGUUGAGGUUGGAGCGGAGCGGAGCGCUGUGUUGUGUUCUUUUGCAGGAGAGAUAUGGACAGGAGAGAUACGAGCAAGUGGGGAGAGGGAGAGGAGGGGAGAGACAAUCGCUGUGGUGUCGAUUCUACUUGUUCGGUGCUUGCGGUUGACGUCUUAAAGUUUACGAGACGAGCAGACAGCGCGGAGUGCUGCGAAGAAAUAAGGUGAGGGUGUGGCUGUACGACAACAGGUGUUACGAAGAUACGGUAAUGAAAAUAUGUACGGCAUACAACAUAGCUGUAUGCAAUUAGCACCUGCACCGAUGUGCUUUGAGAGUGUCUAAAGGAGGUGCCUCUCGCGUUGUCUUUAUGACUCCGCUCGUAAAGUACUACCAAGCAACUUACUUGUUUCCGUUGGGCCUGCAAACCUUUCCCGGCGUAUCGCUAUAGUUUUUCCUAAGCUAUGUCGGGGCGUUUACCUUCCGAUGUCCGUUAGCUCUUAGCUGCCCAUGUUUGCUGUGGUGUUCAGACCCGCAGGUGGGGGUCCACGCGCCAAUGCGACUGAAGUGUGAGGUGUUUGUAUAAACAGUAGACACUGUAGCAGGAGCGGUGUAAUGACGACAACCCUACAUCACUUCUCUCUGCGCAUAUCGCAGCAUGGGCGGACGGAAUGUUUGGCUGACCUGGUAGUUAGGGGUUCCGGUGCUGCAGGGGGAGGGCAGCUGUACUGCAGUCGUAGUGGGAGGAUUGUUGCCGUGCGGACUGGGUUGUCCUGGGGCGUGUCUAACCCGUGUAACCGGUUUGGGGACUCCCUGCCAUUAACCAAGGGGUGGAACAUCGCGGAAAGAAGGGAGCUGUUGCGGUGCGUGGGCGUGACGUUCGGUGGUGUGGGGUUUGUGUGAACCCGAAGCGACACACGCUCUGCUGUAUACGAACCCCCGGUCAACCCAGUAGCGGGUGGUUGGCUGCCUGAGUUCAGUAUGUGCGAUAGACAAACUUGUAAGUGGGGGUGGAACCAUGCGUGUUAG